Zingiber officinale is the source of this 4402-nucleotide messenger RNA. RefSeq names its product protein FORGETTER 1-like. Gene Ontology annotation, molecular function: chromatin DNA binding; histone binding. The record is from RefSeq and is a predicted model, not a curated record. Gene Ontology annotation, biological process: regulation of DNA-templated transcription. Gene Ontology annotation, cellular component: nucleus. The transcript is spliced from 32 exons. Bases 168 to 3929 code for a protein of 1253 amino acids. NCBI's taxonomy places the organism in Eukaryota, Viridiplantae, Streptophyta, Magnoliopsida, Zingiberales, Zingiberaceae.
GUCCGUAAAAUCCAAACCCUCGCUUCUCUCUCUCUCUCUCUCUCUCUCGCUUCAAAACAUUCGAUCGGUCCUCCUGUUGGCGAUUCACAGCAGAUCGAUAGUCGCGGCGGAAGGAUUCGAGCGGAGUCAUAGAGAGCGCAGAGGAGCGAGCGAGGCAGGGGGCAGGAAUGGGGCAGCCCUCGCUCCCGACGGUGCCGCCUCUGGCUCUGCCUCCGCCGGGGCCGCCGGCGGGAAGCCUCCAGGUCCGCUGCGCCGGAUGCCAUGGGAUACUCGCGGUGGCACCGGGGAUGACCGAGUUCAUCUGCCCCAAGUGCCAGCUGCCGCAGAUGCUGCCGCCUGAGCUCCUGGGCGCUCCCCCUCCCCGCCGCCCCCCGCCCAAGGCUCAGGGCAUCGAUCCCACCAAGAUCCAGCUGCCCUGCGCGCGUUGCAAGGCGAUCCUUAAUGUCCCUCACGGCCUCGCCCGUUUCAACUGCCCGCAGUGCGGUGUGGACCUGGCGGUCGACCUAGCCAAGCUGCAACAAUACUUUCCCUCUGUUUCGUCUCCGGCCUCCCUAGUUGGAUUCCCACCAGACCCGCCUGAGGAGAUCAAUGAGGUUGCAAUCGAUGUGGAGCGUGAAGAAGAUGAGGGUGGUGCUAUCGGGGAGACCUUUACUGACUAUAGACCUCCUAGAUUGUCUGUUGGGUGUCCCCAUCCAGAUGCUGUUGUUGAAACGUCUUCGCUGUCAGCUGUUCAACCUCCAGAACCCACAUACCAUCUAAAGAUUAUGGAUGAACUGGACAAAUCAAAUGCACUGUCAUGCUUACAGAUUGAAACUCUAGUGUAUGCUUGCCAGCGGCAUCUUCACUAUCUUCAAAAUGGUGCUAGAGCAGGUUUUUUCAUUGGUGAUGGAGCUGGUAUGGGUAAGGGUCGUACUAUUGCUGGGUUGAUCUGGGAAAACUGGCAACAUGGGAGGUGCAAAGCACUGUGGGUUUCUGUUGGUUCGGACCUAAAGUUCGAUGCACGUAGAGACUUGGAUGAUGUUGGGGCUUCUUGUAUUGAAGUACAUGCUUUAAACAAGCUUCCCUACUCUAAGCUUGACUCCAAAGCUGUUGGAAUAAAGGAUGGGGUAGUUUUCUUAACAUACAGUAGCUUGAUAGCAUCAUCUGAAAAAGGUCGAUCUCGGUUGGUGCAAUUGUUGCAAUGGUGUGGGUCAGACUUUGAUGGCCUAGUGGUGUUUGAUGAGUGUCAUAAGGCAAAAAAUUUGAUCCCUGAGGCAGGAAGCCAACCUACUCGAACAGGCGAAGCAGUGUUAGAAAUUCAGGCAAGACUACCUGAGGCUCGAUUUGUUUAUUGCUCUGCAACUGGUGCUUCUGAGCCACGAAAUAUGGGUUACAUGGUCCGUCUUGGACUAUGGGGUGCUGGAACAUGUUUCCCUCAGUUUCAGGAUUUUUUAGGGGCUCUUGAUAAAGGUGGUGUUGGAGCACUUGAACUAGUUGCAAUGGACAUGAAGGCAAGGGGCAUGUAUGUUUGUCGUACGCUUAGUUACAAAGGGGCUGAAUUCGAAGUAAUAGAAGCACCACUCGAGGAGGGAAUGAUGGAUAUGUAUAAGAAGGCUGCUGAGUUCUGGGCUGAAUUACGGGUUGAAUUGUUGUCAGCAAACACUUUUCUUUCAGAGGAGAAACCGAACUCUAGUCAGGUUUGGCGACUGUAUUGGGCCAGCCAUCAGCGUUUCUUUAGGCAUAUGUGUAUGUCAGCUAAAGUACCUGCUGCUGUGAGGUUAGCUAAGCAGGCACUGGCAGAGGGUAAGUGUGUUGUGAUUGGCCUUCAAAGUACUGGGGAGGCUCGAACUGAGGAAUUUGUUACAAAAUAUGGUCUUGAAUUAGAAGACUUUGUUUCGGGUCCUCGUGAGCUGCUUCUUAAAUUGGUGGAAGAAAACUAUCCAGUACCUCCAAAGCCAGAUUCACUUGGUGAAGAAAGUGUCAAGGAACUUCAGCGUAAGCGGCAUUCUGCUACUCCUGGUGUAUCAUUUAAAGAAAGACAAAGAAAAACUGCAAAAUGGAAUGUUACAAGUGAUACUGACAGUUUUGAGGAGUCUCUAUCUGAGUCUGAUCUUGAAUCUACAGAAUCUGAUGAGGAGUUCCAAAUCUGUGAAAUAUGUAACAGUGAAGAGGACAAAAAGUUGUUGCUUCGUUGUUCAUGCUGUGCUCGACUUGUCCACCCUGGUUGUUUAGUUCCUCCAUGGACUGAUUUAGUAUCUGAUGAUUGGUCUUGCUACUCAUGCAAGGAGAAAACUGAUGAGUAUUUCCAUGCAAGAGAUGCCUAUGUUGCUGAACUUAUGAAAAGGUAUGAAGCAUCACUGGAGCGGAAAACAAAGAUUUUGGAUAUUAUUCGGUCCUUGGAUUUGCCAAAUAAUCCUCUUGAUGAUUUAAUUGACAAGUUAGGGGGUCCAGAAAAUGUCGCUGAAAUGACUGGUAGACGUGGCAUGCUUCUAAGGGCUUCUGGUGGAAAAGGUGUUAUUUAUCAAGCAAGGAGCACCAAGGAAGUUGCCAUGGAAAUGGUUAAUAUGCACGAGAAACAGUUAUUUAUGGAUGGGAAAAAAUUGGUUGCUAUAAUAUCAGAAGCAGGUUCCGCAGGUGUAUCUUUACAGGCUGAUAGAAGGACAUUAAACCAGAAAAGGAGGGUACAUAUAACACUUGAACUACCAUGGAGUGCUGAUCGUGCCAUUCAGCAAUUUGGUAGAACUCAUCGCUCUAAUCAGGCUUCUGCACCACAAUAUAGGCUUCUUUUCACUUAUCUUGGUGGUGAAAAGCGCUUUGCGUCAAUUGUUGCAAAGAGGUUGGAGUCUCUUGGAGCACUAACACAAGGAGACCGCAGGGCUGGUCUAUCGUUGAGUGCUUUCAACUAUGACAACAACUAUGGAAAGAAGGCUCUAAUGAUGAUGUACAGGGGAAUAAUGGAGCAGGAUCCUUUGCCUGUACUGCCUCCUGGCUGUUCAUCUGAGGAGCCAGCAACUAUUCAAGAAUUUAUUACCUAUGCUAAAGCUGCUCUUAUUUCCGUUGGUAUUGUCAGGGAUACAGUUAUAUGCAGUGGAAAGGAUGGUGGAAAGGUAUCUGGGCGGAUAGUGGAUUCUGACAUGCAUGAUGUGGGGCGGUUCUUAAACCGUAUUUUGGGCUUGCCUCCGGAUAUUCAAAACAGGUUGUUUGAAUUGUUUGUAAGCAUUCUGGAUCUUACUGUUCAUAAUGCUCGAAAUGAAGGACAAUUUGAUUCUGGAAUCAUCGAUAUUAAAGCUAACUCUAUUGAACUGCAAGGAUCACCAAGGACAGUUCAUGUUGAUAAUCUUUCUGGCGCUUCUACUGUAUUGUUUACAUUUUCUGUUGACCGUGGAAUUACUUGGGAGUCUGCAAAAUCUCUACUUGAAGAAAGGCAGAAGGAUGGAGUUGCUUGUGCUAAUGAUGGGUUCUAUGAAUCUAGGAGAGAAUGGAUGGGAAGAAAGCACUUCAUAUUGGCACUAGAGUGUUCAGGAAGUGGGGGAACUUACAAAAUUUUUCGCCCUGCUGUUGGUGAAGCACUAAGGGAGAUGCUUGCAGCUGAACUUAAAAGUAAAUACAAAAAGUUAUCUACAAUUGAAAAGGCCAACAAAGGAUGGCAAGAUGAAUAUGAGGUGUCUUCUGUGCAGUGCAUGCAUGGGCCCAAAUGCAAACUCGGUACUUAUUGUACAGUUGGAAGGAGGCUACAAGAAGUCAAUGUUUUGGGCGGUCUCAUUCUUCCUGUCUGGAGUACCAUAGAAAAAGCAUUAUCUAAGCAAGUUCGUCAAAGCCAUAGGAGGACACGAGUAGUGCGCCUGGAGACUACAACAAAUUGCCAGCGAAUAGUUGGCCUUCUUAUUCCAAAUGCUGCAAUUGAAUCAGUCAUGGAAGAUCUAUCAGGUUUUCAGGAUGUUGAAAGUUAACAUGGGAAAGUUUCUUGCUGGAGCCCAACUCAUCCAAUUAUCGUAUCUACAUAUAUAGAUAUAUAGUUAAUCAUUUUGGAUAUUUGGAGCAUUUAGACGAGAGAAUGAUCAAUUCUUCAGUUGGGAACACAGAGAGAGCUAUUGGAUUUUUGUUGUGCAAAAGUCGCAUCUCUAUUUUUUUUGUUUUUGUUUUUUUUUUUGCCAAUAUGUUCUAGAAAAUACAAGUACAUUUAGAUGCCCUUUUGAGAGUGUCCCAUGUGUAGCCCUUUUGUUAUAGUUGUACACUGUGUAAGUAGAUAAAGAAGAUGCCGCUACAUGUACAAAAGCAACAACAUGGAUGGAGUCAAUGCUCAAGUCAAACACUUGUGUGUAAUGAUUUUAAUUGAUUGUGAUUGUUUUCUAGGCUUUCGUGCAUGAAAAUUAUUGAAGCAUGCUGAUUUUUGAGGUGAAUGCGAUGUGACAUUUCUCGAGUA